UUCCUGGAACUCAUUUACGAACAUUUCCAUCAAAGAGAAAUGGACCAUUUGCGUAAAUCAGUGCAAACCCAGCUUUAUGCUCAGAGUGUUAAUGUGUAACUCAGUUGCUGUGGAUGUUCUGGGUUUCAGUAAGUGUUGUAAGAAAAUAUUUUUAUUCCUGCUCUCUCCAACUGGUCAGGCAGCGUGUGGAGGAGUGAACUGGGACAGUGUAAGAUUUUGCAGCUGUUCAUGUCUUGGAGUGCAUAACUGCUUGUAGUCAUAGGAAAUGCAUCACUGCAGCUCAGCAGAUUGGCGAUGACUCACUGCGCUCUUUAACAUAUAAACCUCUGGAGGAACCGCUCACUUCUUGUGGCUGCACAUUCUCACAGGCUCUGUGUGUCCACCCGCAAAAAAAACUUUGCCGUAUUGUCCAACAUUGGAGUAUUGAAAAAAUGAAAAACUUGUAUUUAUCAGUAUUGCUUUUUACUAUGUUCUCUGCAGUUUCCUCUUCUGUACUGCAGAGACGGAUGGAAUUUGUUGAGGCAAUGACUUACCUGAGGCGGUAUGGUUACCUCAACACACCACUGGACAAGGAGUCACAGGUAGACUUGAGUGAGGAGGCUAUAAAAGAAGCCCUGAGUCUUUUUCAGAGAGUGUCAGGUUUGCCAGUCACUGGAAUGGUUGACGAAGCGACAGUGUUGAAAAUGAGGCAGCCACGCUGUGGGGUUGAGGAUCCUUUCAAUCAAAAAUCCAAUAAAUAUAGGCGAUUUGGUGGAAUUUGGAGAAAAAGGAGUCUGACAUAUCGUAUAUACAACUACACACCUGAUUUGGGGAAGGCUGCGACUCAGAGGGCCAUUAGAUUGGCUUUUAAGUACUGGAGUGAUGUCACUCCAUUAAGCUUUAAGGAGAUUGAAUAUGGGCGUGCAGAUAUUAGGAUCUCAUUCCAUGCCAGGACUGGCUGCCUAGCACCUUUUGAUGGACCAGGUAAUGUACUUGCUCAUGCCGAAGCCCCUCCAUCAGGGAUCGUACAUUUUGAUGAGGAUGAGUUGUGGACUGAAGGAAAAUACUAUGGCUCUAACCUGCGAAUUGUGGCGGCUCAUGAGAUCGGCCAUGCACUCGGUUUGGGUCACUCUCAAUACAGUGACGCGCUCAUGGCUUCACACUACUCUGGCUAUAAGGUCAACUUCAGACUGCACCCUGAUGACAUCAGAGGCAUCCAGGCAUUAUAUGGUAAAAGGACCUCCAAUACCAUCACAGAUGAGGACAUUCAUGCCUUGCGCCCCACAACCAUACCACCUUUCCCACGAGUUGAUGUUCCAGAUCCAUGUGAUGCCAAACUUGAUGCCAUAAUGCUAGGUCCUUGGCGGAAGACCUUUGCUUUUAGUGGGGAUUACAUGUGGACGAUCACAGAUAUGGGACAUAAUGCUCCAAUAAAGAUCAAGCAGCUGUGGAAAGGCCUGCCAGGGAACCUGAACGCUGCCGUGUACUCACCAAGAACCAACAAGACUUACUUCUUCAAAGGUGAUAAAGUUUGGCGCUACACAAACUUCCAGCUUGACUUCGGCUACCCCAAACAGUUGACCAGAAUCCCAGCUAACAUUGAUGCUGCUUUGUACCUUGAGAAGAACAAAAAGAUUUUCUUCUUCAAGGGCUCGGGGUUUUGGCAAUGGGAUGAAAUGGUGUAUAAUGACCUGAGCAUUUACCCCAAACCCAUUUCCCGCCUCUUUACCGGCGUUCCAUCCAACCUGGACGCCGCCUUUACGUGGACCAACGGCAAGGCGUACUUCUUUAAAGGUGAUAAAUAUUGGCGCAUAAAUGAGCAGCUAAUGGUGGAUCCAGGUUAUCCGUUCAGUAAACGGGAGCGGUGGAUGAGAUGCACCCACUGAGAGUUUGAUGAAGAGCGAAAGAGCAUUUUCAACACCUUACGGCUUUAAACUGCAUAAGAGUCAUGGAAAUGAGCACUGUUGAAACGCAUGCUGUUGUGAUUUACUUUCAACGAGUUCACAGAGGAAAAGUGUGCCCACUUUUUUGCACGUGCCCUUUCUUUCACUCUCUUGCAGUCUGUUGAGUAGACGUGCCAAUAUUACAUUUUGCCUAACUAUAGUUCACAAUAUUGCAUUUUAAAAUUACCGUUACAUUAAUCCUGGAAUCUGAAAAACCUUUUAACACGCGUAUAAUUUUUGCACUCUCAUUGUAACAUUGCCCAAUUGUUAGUGCUUCUAUAGUUGUCAAACUGCUCCAGAGGUUACGGUACUGUAGUUUGCCCAUUUGUUAAUCAUUUUAGUGGACAAUACAAAAAAAAAGAAAAAGAAAACCAUCUGAAUGUGUUGUCAGCCUUCUCUAAAAUGUGAAUAUCGUGACCACAUUUUGAAGUGUCAGUGCUGGCAAUAUUGUCCAAGCUAAUUAUUGUGUUAUAUAUUAUUACAGUUUAUUGACACAUCUCCAGUUGUGAUAAACGUUGUAGCAGAUCAUCAGGGAGGAGGAAAGGAGUGAUAAAUUUGUCUCUGUAUCUCAAACCAUUUCUAUCAUGAACUUAGGUUUAGUUGAUGAGCAACUUUUCAUUUAUUCUUUCAGUAAAAGAGUGUAUAAAGAGCUGGGUUCAGUCUAUUAUCGUCUAUCCCUAGUGGUUUACAUUUUGGUGUUUAGCUUCCUUUUGAAAAUGUAAAGGCUGUUCUUUCCCAGAAGAAACCCCCACCACGCAUGGGCUUGGUGUUUGGUCUGGUGCUUGGUGAGAGGAGGAGAUGUGUGCAUCCUCUCCUUGUGUUCCUGCUUAGAUUUUUGAGAAUAUAAUUAUUAUUAAUGAACAUUUCAGUUUCAGGGGUUUAUUUGCUCAGUUUGAAGUCAUGCUUUUGCUAAUUUCAGGGACUAUACUGUACUGUCAAUGCACUGAGAGAGAAAACAUAGGAGGUGCGAUCAAAAAGUUCCAGGACUGUUCCUGUUGUGAACGGAGUGUGGCAAGGGUCAUGUGCAUGCAGCAGGAGCGAACAGUACCUCUCUUGAGUCAAUAUGCCAUGUAACAUCAUGCUGUCAAUAUCAGGACGUGCGUCAUGUGCAUCAAGAGGGGCCAAAGGUCAUCCUCCAGUGAUGUCUUGAAACGUGACUGCCACUCAGAACACCUCGCCCAGCUUAUUGCUUCAUUGCCGAAGACUUUCUGAAGCAUUUCCAGGGUCUCCAUUGCAGAUUCCUCACGUUUGAUACAAAAUUUGAUGUUUGCUCUCUGGUCCAUAGUGAAAUUGAUAACAUACAUGUGCACAUAGUCACAAAAACAUGUGCAACACAUGUCCCGAUACUGGCAGGGCGAGGUCACGCUGCAUGUGCAUGACCUUGCCACGCUACGUUCGUUUGCAAGAGGAACAGUCCUGAAACAUUUUGAUCGUAGCUCGUACAAGUAUGAUUUACAUUUUAGUGCCAUGAGAUCAUGUAGCAAUACACACAUCUGCAGCCGAAAUGGAAAAUAUCGAUGCAUAUUCAAGACCAGCAACAGAGUGGGCACUACUGAGGCUUUGACUCCUGCUGUACAUGCUUCUCAGGUGAAGAUAAGACAGUAUAAAAGCUAGUUUUUUUGUUUCUAUGUUUUCUGCAUAGAUCAUCUGAAUUAUUUAAAACCAAUCUUGCCAUCUGACUCCAUUAGAAUCUGUGACCUAUAAUUAUUUAUACAAAACGUACACAUUUGGAUAUGCGACAGCUCUAUAGAUACGUGAAGAUCUUGUCCAAGUGUAAAAAAUUGGUGGUGGGAAGUUUUCUUCAUUUCAUUGUCUAUUUUUUUUUCUUUUAAGAAUUCAGUAAUUAUUCAUUCUGUCCUAUAAUAAAUCAUUUCAGUUUAAUUUGAUACCAGACCAUGUUCCCAUUUGUAGGUGCAAAAAUGCAUGCUUCUUUCCAGACUAUUUUAACUGUAUGGACCAAUUUUGUACUUCUGACUUGUAAUGAAUUGUUUCAAGUUUGAUUUGAUAUGAUAUCAGAUCGUGUUU
Molecule: messenger RNA, 3947 nt
Organism: Neoarius graeffei (lesser salmon catfish)
Lineage: Eukaryota; Metazoa; Chordata; Actinopteri; Siluriformes; Ariidae
Gene: mmp19
Product: matrix metallopeptidase 19
Exons: 9
Coding region: 432-1865 (477 amino acids)
Biological process (GO): proteolysis; collagen catabolic process; extracellular matrix organization
Cellular component (GO): extracellular matrix
Molecular function (GO): metalloendopeptidase activity; zinc ion binding
Source: RefSeq, a predicted model, not a curated record